AGUAGUGACCCCAUAAAAUGGGGCGAGUAUUAUUCUAUUCAAUAUCUAUGGCAGGGGUGCGAGGGUAUCAUCGGUUUGAAAUUCAAAAAUGGUGCCGUUAGCCAAACUAGCAAAAUAAAACCUAGAUAGAUAGUUAGAUCUCGAAUCUCAGACACGCUCUUGAAAGAGAAUUGGAGUAUUACAGAGAUAGAGAGACGGGAAGACAAUGGAAAAGAGCAAGAGUAGUAGGGUGUCAGCGAUGGAGGCGUUUGAGAAGCUGGAGAAGGUGGGAGAAGGAACCUACGGCAAAGUGUAUAGAGCAAGAGAGAGGGCUACGGGGAAGAUUGUGGCCCUGAAGAAGACGAAGCUCCACGAGGACGAAGAAGGUGUACCUCCCACCACUCUCCGCGAGAUCUCCCUCUUGCGCAUGCUGUCCAGGGAUCCCCAUAUCGUCAGAUUGUUGGAUAUCAAACAAGGCCAGAACAAGGAAGGGAAGACAGUUCUUUAUUUAGUGUUUGAGUACAUGGAUACUGACCUCAAGAAAUUCAUCCGUAGUUUCCGCCAGAACGGAGACAAUAUCCCUCCCAAAACAAUUAAGAGCUUGCUUUAUCAACUUUGCAAAGGAGUUGAUUUCUGCCAUGGCCAUGGUGUGCUGCACAGGGACCUGAAGCCCCAUAAUCUUCUGAUGGACCGCAAGACAAAUACACUUAAAAUUGCUGAUCUUGGAUUGGCACGAGCUUUCACUUUGCCUAUCAAGAAAUAUACUCACGAGAUCUUGACACUUUGGUAUAGAGCCCCUGAGGUUCUUUUGGGUGCUACUCACUACUCAACAGCAGUGGACAUGUGGUCUGUUGGUUGUAUAUUUGCUGAGCUAGUCACAAAUCAGGCUCUAUUUCCGGGUGAUUCCGAGCUGCAACAGCUGUUGCAAAUUUUCAGAUUGUUGGGAACUCCUAAUGAAGAAAUGUGGCCAGGAGUGAGUAAGCUAGUGAACUGGCACGAGUACCCGCAAUGGAGACCCAAGCCACUCUCGUCUGCUGUCCCUAAUCUGGAUGGAGAUGGACUUAACCUGUUGGGUGAGAUGCUGCAAUAUGAACCAUCUAAGCGGAUAUCAGCAAAGAAAGCAAUGGAGCAUCCUUAUUUUGAUGAUCUAGACAAGUCGUGUCUUUGAUUGCCUUAUAUAUACCAACCAACCAACUAAGUGAAUGAAUUCUUGGUAUUCGCUUGCUUCUCUUGAGCAUCAAUCUCUUUGACAUGACUCAUUUUCAUUGGGAGUGCUCAUUCUCAAGUUCUAGGAUAAGAUAGUUUAGCUGCGAAGCGAAGUUGAUUGUAUCAUGACUUGCCUUUUAAUAUGUUGUUACUAUUUUUAUUCACCCAACUCAAGUGUCAAAGAUUUGGUGAUUUUGAUUCCAUCUCCUAUUGCAUUGCUA
Ipomoea nil (Japanese morning glory) is the source of this 1406-nucleotide messenger RNA. Its product is annotated as cell division control protein 2 homolog D-like. NCBI's taxonomy places the organism in Eukaryota, Viridiplantae, Streptophyta, Magnoliopsida, Solanales, Convolvulaceae. The transcript has 8 exons. The record is from RefSeq and is a predicted model, not a curated record. Gene Ontology annotation, cellular component: nucleus; cyclin-dependent protein kinase holoenzyme complex; cytoplasm. The coding region runs from base 206 to 1147 and encodes 313 amino acids. Gene Ontology annotation, biological process: regulation of gene expression; G1/S transition of mitotic cell cycle; signal transduction. Gene Ontology annotation, molecular function: cyclin-dependent protein serine/threonine kinase activity; cyclin binding; ATP binding.